This is a messenger RNA of Prorocentrum cordatum, 1041 nucleotides long. NCBI's taxonomy places the organism in Eukaryota, Dinophyceae, Prorocentrales, Prorocentraceae. The record is from the annotation of a GenBank genome assembly.
AUGGCCGAGGCGGCCAUCUCCCGAGACGAGGAGGUCUUCGCGCAGGUGCGGAGGGCGGUGAAGAAGGAGAGCGUGGACAGGAGGGUCGACUUCGAGGAUGGUGCGGGCGAGUUCAUCAAGGACGCCCUGCUCCCGAGCCUGAUCUUCAGCCGCUACCCCUCCGCCCAGGGCGCAGCGGCCUCACCCGACGGCGUGUUGUGGAGGCUGCCCGCCCAUGCGGAUGCACUGCGGGAGCUCGCGCAGAAGCCAGCCGCCUGGUGGGCGGAGCUGCUGGGAGCGAGGCUGCUCGCGCCGCUGCGGCUCACGCUCGCGGGCGAGCCGGGCGGGGCGGCGGAGGCCCAGGGCGGGCCCCGCCUCGAAGUGCGACGGGACGACGUGGGUCGUGGCGCUGCCAGCUUCUCCGCGGACGCCGCGGUGUUCGUGCCUCACGGCGUGGGCGACAUGGGCGGCGGCGGCGAGGAGCUCGAGUACCAGUUCGACGCAGGCUCGGCCACGGUCCCGUCGGUCUGGCCUGGGCUCUGGGAGGUCUGCGAGUCCCUACCGUUGGUGCACGAUGCCUGCUCGGAUUAUGUGGAGAAAGCCUUGUCCUCGACGCUGGAGGAGGCUGGCAGCACGGGAUCCGCUUUCGUGUACGUGCUCGGGGUUGCGCCUGGUACUUGGGAGCCUUUGGAGAGCUCCCUCGUGGGCGUGGGCGAAGCGGAGUCCGUCAUAGCAGAUGUCGUGGACGAGGUGACGCACCUAUCCGACGAGCAGUUCCCCGUGCCAGAGUCGCAGGGCUUCAAGUUCGCCGCCUCGCCGUGCUCGGUAUUCUGUGGUCUGGGCGAGGAGUCGACGGGAGCAGCUGUGUUCCUCAACGAUCAAGCCGCCAGAUCCAAACUCAGAGUGCCACCAACAGUGAUCAUCAUCGAAGUGACCUUGCUCGAGGUCUGCCUGUCGGAUGGUGGCUUCCGAUAUGGAGCGUCCUUCGUGCUGUACGUGUCUUUCGGCUUCUUCCUCGUGGUCUUCGUGAUGCUCGAGGGCGUGCCGCACGUGGGGAUUUGA